AAACAUAAAACUAAAUGACGACACAUUUAAAAUGUAUAUAGAAUAGUUGUUGAAAUUUCUCAACCGUUUUGUAUGUAGUACAAAAAAAUAAUUGUUAGGAUUAAAUUGGAGCUUCACACUGUUACCAUGGUAACAGAUGCAGCUAGCUUGCUAGCGUUGUAAACACGGCUUCUCUAUGUGUCUUACUCGAUAACGAGCAUCAUUUGUAAUCCUUUCGUGUUUUAUUUUUCGUUUGAAAUCCAAAAAUAGACGACCCAUACUGAAACGACAAUGUAGGAUUUAUUUUUAAAGGAUGGACGAGACACGCAAGGUGAUCAGAACCUGAAGCUCAGGUAAAUGACAGUCUGCUGAUGGAGAUGUGCCGUCACAGACCAUGAAGAAGAUAUUCAACCUCAAGAAGAAGAAGGGCUCCCCAAGCCCCUCCGAGACGGGGAGCGUGCUGUCGGCCAGCUACGAUGUGAAGGAGAAAGACCUCGGGAAGGUCCAUAAUGCUGCACUCAGCGGAGAUGUGGUCAAACUCAGACAGCUGGCCAAAAAGAAUGAUUUAAACCAGUUGGAUAAGGAAAACAGGACUGCACUGCACAUCGCUUGUGCAUGCGAACACACAGAUGUGGUUCACUUCUUAGUGGAGAACAAAGAGAAGCUGAACUUAUGCGACAAUCAGAACCGCUCCGCCUUAAUGAAGGCGGUUCAGUGUGAACAAGACCGCUCCAUCUCUUUGCUCUUGGAACAUGAGGCUGACCCCAGCCUGGUGGACAUCAGUGGAAACACAGCACUGCACCUGGCCACCCGAAUCCCCUCCCUUUCUGUGGUGCUGCAGCUCCUGGAACACUCCGCCAACAUCAACGCACCGAACAAGGAUGGCAACACUCCACUGAUGCUGGCUGUAAUGGAAAACCAUACAGACAUGACUGAGCUUUUACUGAAAGAGGGAGCGGAUGUUAAUGUCAAGAACCAGGAGCCACGGUCUGCGUUGAUCGCUGCGUGCAAGGGACAGAUCAGUAUGGUGCGUUUGCUUCUGCAGUACGAUGCUGACAUCACAGUGAAAGAUGAUAAGGGAUGGUCUUCUGAUGAUUAUGAUGUCAUGAAUGGACACCACGCAUGUUCACAUCUGAUCAUUGAGCAUGGGACGAAGAGAAGAUCCCUACAGUCAUCUUCCUAUUUCACUGGCAGCAAAAAGAAACAGACGUCUGUUCUCGGAAGCAGCUUCGCAGGAGCAGGGAAAGAUACAGAAGAAAAUACUCACACAGACUCCAUUAGCAGCAUGAAAUUGUUCAUUUGCAGGGUAUCAAAAAGUGGUGACGCUGAUUCCUGGCCUUCAUCAGAUGAUGACUACGAGUUAGAUUUGAGCCAAAAGAAACAGAAGGUAAACUAGAAGAAACUCAUAAGCACCUCAAAAACAGAAAAUGUAGGAGGGACAGGAGAGCUGGAAGGAGGAACUGCCCGCAUGUCUCAGGAAGUGAACGUGAGUCUGGAGUCGCCGGACCCCGUGAGCAGAGCAACUCAGCAGUACCUGGAGGUGCUGAAGAAGAACUACAUGAUCUGACCCACGGUCAGUCCACACACUGUAAACACAAUCAACUCCAGCACCUCAUCACUGACCCACAGACACACUCAGCCACCCAAAAAACCUACAGAUUGAGAAAACUAGAGUGUUUACUAAAGCUAAAGCAGUUAUGGUGCCUUCUUAUGGACACUGAAGAAAUAGUUCAUCCAAAAAUAAAAAAAAUUGCUGGCCAACUAAAAAUGAGUUUAUUUCUUCAUGGGAACAUAUUUGGAGAAAUGUAGCAUUACUUGCUCACCAAUGGAUCCUCUACAGUGAAUGGGUGCCGUGAGAAUGAGAGUCCAAACAGCUGAUAAAAACAUCACAGUAACCCACACCACUCCAGUUCAUCAGUUAACGUCUUCUGGAUUAUAUGUUUUUAUCAGCUGUUGGGACGCUCGUUCUGACGGCACCCAUUCACUACAGAGGAUCCAUUAGUGAGCAAGUGAUGGAAUGCUAAAUACAUCUUUCAUUAUUUAAAUGGAGUAUAUUUUAAUUUGAAAAUUAAAUUUUCAUUUUGGAUGAACUAUUCUAAGUCUAUCUGAACAUUUUCUUUAGAGUUAGGGCUCAUUUAACGAAGAAUAAUAUAUUCUUACUUAUAAAAUCCUGGGCACCAGACUGAUUCCUGCUGGUCAGGAACCAACGUCGCCAUUUUAUUUAUUUUAUUUUUUUUGGUCAAAAUGAGUGAAAAAAACUGUGUAGAGACUGAAGUGAUGCCGCCUGUCUGGACUUGUGUUAUUAGUCCAGUCCACCAAAAGGGCCAAAGUUUCAACACUACAAUCAGUUUGUGAUCUUUAAUCGAGUGUGACAAUGCUCUUUUGUGCCUCAGGAGCAAGGGAACUGUGUGUUUAUGUCCUUCUGUUGUUGUCUAAGCCAUACGAGCGUCACUGAGGUUUGAAGGUACACGUGAACUGCAGCUUUCAGUGUUGUCUUUUGUUUCUAUCAUAUGUGGGAUUUUAGUUGAUUAUGUAUAUAUAUUUUGACUGUUUUUGAGCUUGAGGCAUAUUAAAAAAAAGUGUGACAUUUGCACCGUUAAUAUUAUUGCCAAGUAAUGACAAUGGUACAUUCUGUUAUCGUGCAAUAUAUACACAACUUAUUUUAAUUUCAAAUAACCAAACACUCAUUUGGAGAUGUAAUUUUUUUAAAAUUAAUGCGAUACUUGAAUGAGACAAAACUAGAUAAGAGUAUGUGACAGUGUCACCGCUUCGCUGUGCUCAGGAUCAGUAUUUUUGUGUGUAUGAUUGGAUCUCACCACGUCAUAUUUUAGAUGUUGCUUAAAUUAUAUUUAACAUUUUUUGCAUGAUAUGUUCUUAACUGUUGAGCACAUUUCGCCCCCCAAAUUCACAUUACUGUAAUUAAAGUGUGUGUGUGUGUGUGUAUAUAUAUAUAUAUAUAUAUAUAUAUACACGCAUACUUGUUUAUAAAAAUAUAUAUAGAAACAAAUAUAUAAAUAACAUUAAAUUUGCUUUAUUAUAAAUUGUACAAAAAAUGCUUACGCUUAAUUUGUUAAAUGUCAAUAAAACAACUGUUUUUAUAACCAAA
This is a messenger RNA of Carassius gibelio (silver crucian carp), 3085 nucleotides long. Its product is annotated as ankyrin repeat domain-containing protein 7-like. Bases 374 to 1375 code for a protein of 333 amino acids. The record is from RefSeq and is a predicted model, not a curated record. The transcript has 12 exons. NCBI's taxonomy places the organism in Eukaryota, Metazoa, Chordata, Actinopteri, Cypriniformes, Cyprinidae. Gene Ontology annotation, molecular function: protein binding.